This is a messenger RNA of Octopus bimaculoides (California two-spot octopus), 1200 nucleotides long. RefSeq lists its product as uncharacterized. The record is from RefSeq and is a predicted model, not a curated record. NCBI's taxonomy places the organism in Eukaryota, Metazoa, Mollusca, Cephalopoda, Octopoda, Octopodidae.
AUGCGGCGUGGAGACGCAUUCAGAAUACCUGUUGUGUCAUUUCAUCCUGGCCACAGCUUUGUACUCGCCGUUGCAGCGAUCCAUAUCACAUCUUACAGCCUUUACAUUGUUCACGGAGCAAUGAGCAGCAGUCAUGCUGUUGGCAUUCUGAUAUCCGACGAGAACCAUUGUGAUACAGAAUAUCUAAACCUCUUCACUCCUAAGGAAGUAUUUGAUAAAGCAGCCCUCUACUAUAAUGAUGCCCUAGCUAACAGCGAUUUCAGAGGUGCUCGUGGUGGUAGCGGUGGUGGUGAUGGUGAUGGUGAUGGUGGUAGUUGGUAUAGUGCUAGUGAUGGCUUGUACCGAUCUACAGACAUCCCAAACAUAUUUUCUUUUAAUCUCUUUCUCGCCUCAAAAACUAACCUCUUCCAAGCCGUGAUUAUCUCUGUAGAAAGUGACCGACAACCGUAUCCUACAGAGGUACUGUAUUGUGUACUUCGUGUAGAAUGUGAUUUGUGUUGGGUUGUUGGUAUGGUGCAGAGAUCGGAUCAUCCAUCUUUUUCUUCGUCUUCAUUUUCUUCAUUAACGUUUUCUUCUUCUUCUUCUUCUUCUUCUUCUUCUUCUUCUUCUUCUUCUUCUUCUUCUUCUUCUUCCUCUUCUUCUUCUUUUUCUUAUUCUUCUUCUUCUUCUUCUUCUUCUUCAUUAACGUUUUCUUCUUUUUCUUCGUCUUCUUCAUUUUCUUCAUUAACGUUUUCUUCUUCCUCUUCUUCUUCUUCUUCUUCUUCUUCUUCUUCUUCUUCUUCUCCUUCCUCUUCUUCUUCUUCUUCUCCUUCCUCUUCUUUUUCUUCUUCUUCUUUUUCUUCUUCUUCUUCUUCUUCAUUAACGCUUUCUUCUUUUUCUUCGUCUUCUUCGUCUUCUUCUUCUUCUUCAUUAACGUCUUCUUCUUCUUCUUCUUCUUCAUUAACGUCUUCUUCUUCUUCUUCUUCUUCUUCUUCUUCUUCUUCUUCUUCUUCAUUAACGUCUUCUUCUUCUUCUUCUUCUUCUUCUUCUUCAUUAACGUCUUCUUCUUCUUCUUCUUCUUCUUCUUCUUCUUCAUUAACGUCUUCUUCUUCUUCUUCUUCUUCUUCUUCUUCAUUAACGUCUUCUUCUUCUUCUUCUUCUUCUUUAUCGUCAUCUUCUUCUUCUUCCUUGAAUGGAAACAACAUUGAAAACUUGAAUUGA